Molecule: messenger RNA, 1056 nt
Organism: Salarias fasciatus (jewelled blenny)
Lineage: Eukaryota; Metazoa; Chordata; Actinopteri; Blenniiformes; Blenniidae
Product: zinc finger protein 239-like
Exons: 2
Coding region: 1-1056 (351 amino acids)
Biological process (GO): regulation of transcription by RNA polymerase II
Cellular component (GO): nucleus
Molecular function (GO): RNA polymerase II transcription regulatory region sequence-specific DNA binding; DNA-binding transcription factor activity, RNA polymerase II-specific
Source: RefSeq, a predicted model, not a curated record
AUGACUGAACCACAGAAGAAAGAGAAAGUGACCCCUCGACCUCGAGCUCACCACUGUGAACAGUGCCACAAGGCUUUCCGGACCCCAGCAGAGUUAAAGAUCCAUCAGAGGGUUCACACCGGCGAGCGGCCGUACGCCUGCGAUCGAUGCGACAAGAGCUUCACGUCGGCGCUGUACCUGAGGAGACACCGGCUGACGCACAGCGAGGAGAGGCUGUUCAUCUGCGACCAGUGUGGGAAGAGCUUCCUGACCUCGCACCACCUGAAGGAUCACCAGAGGCUCCACACGGGUGAGAAGCCGUACAACUGCCAAGACUGCGGGAAGAGCUUCACCCAGCUGAGCAGCUACAGGCACCACAGGAACCUGCACACCAAAGAGAAGACCUUCACCUGCAUGCACUGCGGCACCGUCUUCAUCAGCAGGAGCUCGUACCUGACCCACCAGAGGAUCCACACCGGCGAGAAGCCCUACCAGUGCAAGUACUGCGGGAAAAGCUUCUCCGUGUCCGAGAACCGUCUGCGUCACGAGCGCAUCCACACGGGGGAGAAGCCGUACCGCUGCCGGUUCUGCGACCUGGCCUUCGUGACGGCGUCGGCCCACACGGUUCACGAGCGCGUCCACACCGGCGAGAGGCCGUACGGCUGCGAGCGGUGCGGCAAGACGUUCAGUCAGAUCGGAGACUACAAGACGCACUUGAACACUCACACCAAGGAGAAGAUCUACUUCUGCGACCGGUGCCAGAAGGUCUUCUCCUCGGUGAGCGCGUACCUGCGGCACGAGAACGUCCACACGGCGGCCAAAUGCUACGUCUGCAAUCGCUGCGAGAAAACCUUCACCCAUCUGUCUCUGUUCCAAACACACAAGCUCGUGCACACGGGAGUGAAAGCCCACGCCUGUGUCCUCUGCGACAAGCGCUUCUACACAUCUGGAGAUCUCCGCAAACAUGGGCGCGUCCAUGCCGGAGAGAAGCCGUACUGGUGCGUCAAGUGCAACAAGGAGUUCACCUGGAAGUCCCAGGAGAAGAACCACAGGUGUGUCCAGGUAAGUGUGGAAUAA